GGCAACAUCAAAAACAUAUGGCUCACUGAUCUUUGCAGUUGAAUGGUUGUGAGAAGACCAGAACCAGAGGUACAUAGCGGAGAGAACCCAUACCGUCCUAAUACAGAACUUAAUUUUGAAGAAGGAAAGCCCUAAAGUUCACCACACUCACUGCUCAGGUAUGAACCCAUCUUCUCCGGUUGAUGAUAACUGUUGAAGUUAAGUUGUUUCUUUUGUUUUCACCAUUUUUGUGCUUCACAAAGGGUCAUAAAAAUUCAGUCUUGAAAUAGAGAUGACAUGCCUUAAAGUUCAAUUUUCAGUUCUUGGGUUCUCAUUUUCUUAGGAUAAAAUGCAAACUCUCAGCAUUUGGCCUUCAAAAAGUAACUUUUGGGUAGUACCCCAAUUGGAGUUGGAAGUGGAUGGUUCAUCUUGUAAUUUAAGUCCUAGGAGGAGGAGAAGGAAAAGAUGUGAUCUUGGUGAUUCCGUUUGUUACAGUAGAAAGUCUAGUCCCUUUUUGGUUUGGGCUUGUCGUAGGAGCCCUAAAUUUGAUUUGGAUUAUGGGGUUUUCUCUAAAUUCUCUAAACCUAGGGUUUAUCUGCUUUCGGAGCUAAAGAAGGGUUCUUUAAGCGCAUCUUUUGCCUUGGCAUGGGCACUAGAGGGACAAGCUGUCGGAAGUGAUGUCAGUGAAAAAGAUUCGAAUUCAUUAGAUGGAUUUUCAGGGGAAGUUGAGAGUGAGGAUGUUGAUUUGAAUGAUGUAAAAAGCAGAGAGUUAAAUGACAAUAAUGAUAAAAAAGAAGAAGAUAGCAAAACUGAGGAAGUAGGGGGAGAGAAGGGUAGAAGGGUUGAUGUCAUUGCGCUGGCUCGGAGCCUAUGGUUUGCCAAAACAGCUGAUGAUGUAGAAGAGGUUCUCAAGGACAGAAGUGAAUUGCCCCUUCAAGUUUGCUCAUCUAUGAUCAGAGGUUUUGGCAAAGACAAGAAACUACAUUCUGCCAUGGCUCUUGUUGAGUGGCUAAAACGAAAGAAGAGAGAUACUAACGGUUUAAUUGGCCCUAAUCUUUACAUAUAUAAUAGUCUUUUGGGUGCAGUGAAGCAAUCUGAAAAAUUUGAUGAAGCGGAGAAAAUCAUUGAGGAUAUGAUCAUUGAAGGAGUGCUCCCUAAUGUUGUAACUUACAACUCUCUAAUGGGAAUCUACCUAGAACAAGGGCGAGAAGUUGAGGCUCUUGAUCUUUUCGAAGAGAUACAAAAGAACGGUUUAACACCAUCUCCCGCGUCAUAUUCUACAACAUUGUUGGCCUAUCGAAGACUAGAAGAUGGAUUUGGUGCUUUGAAUUUCUAUAUCGAGUUAAAACAGAAGUAUCAAAAAGGUGAUAUAGGAAAAGACGCAGAUGAAGAUUGGCCAAAUGAGAUGGCUAAGCUUGAGAACUUCACAGUUCGAAUUUGCUACCAAGUGAUCCGGCGUUGGCUUGUGAAGGAUGAGAACUUGAGCACCAAUGUGUUGAAACUUCUUACGGAGAUGGACAAGGCUGGACUGAAAACUGGCCGGUCUGAACAUGAGCGCCUUGUGUGGGCUUGCACUCGUGAGGAACAUUACACAGUGGUAAGAGAAUUAUAUAGUAGGAUGAGAGAAAGGGAUUCUGGAAUAAGCUUAUCUGUCUGCAAUCAUGUGAUUUGGUUGAUGGGGAAGGCUAAGAAGUGGUGGGCAGCUCUGGAGGUUUAUGAGGAUUUGUUGGACAAAGGGCCUAAACCAAAUAACAUGUCAUAUGAACUGAUAGUUUCUCAUUUCAACAUUCUACUCACUGCGGCUAAGAAAAGAGGAAUUUGGAGAUGGGGUGUUAGGUUGCUCAACAAGAUGGAAGAAAAAGGCCUAAAACCAGGAAGUAGGGAAUGGAAUGCAGUUCUUGUAGCCUGUUCCAAGGCUUCAGAAACUUCUGCUGCUGUGCAGAUAUUUAGAAGAAUGGUGGAACAAGGUGAAAAGCCCACCAUUAUCUCCUAUGGGGCACUGCUUAGUGCUCUUGAAAAAGGGAAACUCUAUGAUGACGCCCUUCAGGUUUGGGAGCAUAUGAUUAGAAUGGGAGUUGAGCCAAACUUGUAUGCCUACACAAUUCUGGCUUCAAUUUAUGCUGCACAGGGAAAAUUUAAUAUGGUAGAUUCCAUUAUCCGGGAUAUGGUUUCAUCUGGGGUUGAACCAACUGUUGUCACGUUCAAUGCAAUUAUCAGUGGAUGUGCACGGAACAAUAUGGGAACUGCAGCAUAUGAAUGGUUUCACCAAAUGAAAGCUCACGGCAUCUUACCCAAUGAAAUUACUUAUGAGAUGCUGACUGGGGCUCUUGCAAAGGAUGGUAAGCCAAGAAUUGCCUAUGAGUUGUACUUGAGAGCUUACAACGAGGGCAUGAACCUCUCUUCAAAGGCUUAUGAUGCAGUCACACAAUCCUCACAGGAUUAUGGUGCUACCAUUGAUCUAAGCGCUCUAGGCCCUCGACCACCGGAGAAAAAGAAAGUAGUACGAAUUAGAAAGAACUUGUCUGAGUUCUGUAAUUUAGCUGAUGUUCCAAGAAGAAGUAAACCAUUUGACAAAAAUGAACUUUACACUCAGCAAACAGAACGAAAACUUUUCUGAGAACACCGUGCCAAGGAAGCUAAAAUCUUGACCUCAGCAGUUUUCUGACUUCUGAAGUUGUAAUAUUCUGAUUCUUUUAUCAGUUUGUUACCUCAACAUUAUUCUGAUUUCUGAACUCGUAAUAUUCUGUUUGCAACCAACCAGUGCAUACAAGAACUUGUUUUCAUGA
Cornus florida is the source of this 2765-nucleotide messenger RNA. Its product is annotated as protein LOW PHOTOSYNTHETIC EFFICIENCY 1, chloroplastic-like. Gene Ontology annotation, molecular function: protein binding. The record is from RefSeq and is a predicted model, not a curated record. NCBI's taxonomy places the organism in Eukaryota, Viridiplantae, Streptophyta, Magnoliopsida, Cornales, Cornaceae. The transcript is spliced from 2 exons. Bases 329 to 2596 code for a protein of 755 amino acids.